Messenger RNA from Odocoileus virginianus texanus, 2793 nucleotides. RefSeq names its product zinc finger CW-type and PWWP domain containing 1 (gene ZCWPW1). Gene Ontology annotation, cellular component: nucleus. NCBI's taxonomy places the organism in Eukaryota, Metazoa, Chordata, Mammalia, Artiodactyla, Cervidae. Gene Ontology annotation, molecular function: zinc ion binding. The record is from RefSeq and is a predicted model, not a curated record.
CCGAGCACACGCUGCGGCUCCGGGCCGCCUUAUAUAAAAACGAAUGUGGGCGGGGAAGAGAUUUCGGUCCGCUUUGGGGGCUCCCUGCCUUAGCCUAUGGGGAGGAAGCUACUGGACGGCCUUCCCACUGGGUGUUUGGUGGCUUGAUCUCCUUGCCAACAGCGCUUGGGGUGCGGGUCCUGUGGCUGAGAAAAGGAAGAGGCGAGAAUGGGGUUAAGGAUAGAUCUCAAAUAAAAUAUCAAAAUAAGGGGAUGAAGGAUACUAAGAAGAAUGCGAAUGAGGGCACGAAAAGAGGAUGGAAAAGGCAGUCUGGGGCAGAGAGAGAAGUCAGUAAAAGGAAGAUGUGCAUCUUUAAACAUCAGGCGCUACGGCUGCCACCUAAAAAAAAAAAAGCGAGGCCAACGGGGAUUAUGGGAUUUGUAGUUUUACGGGGUAUUCGGUUGGAAGAUGGCGGCAAUAACUGCUGCGCAAACGCAGAAACGGCCUCCAACUGCGCAUGCGCAUUAGCCCUUCGAGCACGCCGCCGGAGGAGGUGGAGCUUGUGAGUGGCCUCGCGCCUUUCCUUGGUGGCGGGAAAGCUGGUUGGAGGUUCGCGCGGCUGGUAGAAUUGCUGCAAUGUCUGCUCCUCACCCUUAGGUCCUCUACGCACCAGAAGCAGAGGCAUAAAGAAAGUGUAGCUUCUGAGCUGAAUGAUGCCAACCUUGGAGAGUAAAGAAAAAUGUGGGAAGGGACAAAAAAAUACCUUUGCCCCACCUGCACAAAAAUUGCAUAGCCCGAUGCCCUAUAACCUUAACUCAUCAAAGGAGGAGAUCCCGGAGAUCAGUUCCCCACAGGCAGAGGUCAGGCCAAGCCUGCUAAAGGCCGGGUUAGAGAAGAAGAAGGAGAAAACACCCACAGAGAAUGGUCCAGUCAGUGGCCAGGAGAUAAAAGGAAAGGCUCAAGACAGCAAGAAAGCAAAGAAAGAAAAGAAAAAAUCAACUCUUACCAGUGCAGAAUUUGAGGAGAUUGUCCAGACUGUGCUACGGAAGUCCUUCCAGGAGUGCUUGGAGACUUCCUGUACCCAGCCUACAAGAUGUACCCAAUUAGACAAGGAACCAGGAAUUGCUUCUUCUAAUACUUCUGAUAAUAAUAAUGCUGAUGGAGACAGAGUAGUGGUACCUCCUAUUCUAGAGAUUUCAGCCUCUCAGGAAGAUGGAAUAAUCCCUGAGAUAAAGAUAUCUAAGCCAGGCCAGCCAGAUUCUGCAUCCUCUGAGAAGAAAGUCAAUAAAUUCUCCUUAAGCAAAAGAAAGAAGGAAGCUCAAGAUGAGAAAAUGGAGACAGACCAAAGUGGACAUGAGCACAGACAGGAUGACCAACAGAAGGAAACCAUUCAGGAUCAUUCCCAGGACAGGGACCAACAAAAAGGAGAAGGAAGUGGUUUUGGUCAAUGUCUAGUCUGGGUCCAGUGUUCCUCCCCAAACUGUGAGAAAUGGAGGCGGCUACAUGGGAACAUUGACCCCUCAGUCCUCCCAGAUAAUUGGUCCUGUGACCAGAACACAGACUUGCAGUAUAAUCGCUGUGAUAUCCCUGAGGAGACCUGGACUGGUCAUGAAAGUGAUGUGGCCUAUGCCUCCUACAUCCCAGGAUCCAUCAUCUGGGCCAAGCAAUACGGCUACCCCUGGUGGCCAGGCAUGGUAGAACCUGAUCCUGACCUGGGAGAAUAUUUUCUCUUUGCUUCUCAUCUUGAUUCCCUGCCGUCCAAGUACCAUGUGACAUUUUUUGGAGAAACAGUCUCUCGUGCUUGGAUCCCAGUCAACAUGCUAAAGAACUUCCAGGAGCUGUCCCUGGAGCUAAAUGGACUGAGAAAGUGCAAGAAUAAGGACUGCAUCCAGAAACUGGGGUUAGCCGUGAUGAUGGCUCAAAAGGCAGAGCAGAUCAGUAUUCAGGAGCGGGUUAACUUGUUUGGUUUCUGGAGCCGAUACAGUGGACCUGCCGUUAAUGGGGAAGAAAAAGACUUACUGCUCUUUGGGGCUAGCAGCUUAGAUUCCUCCUUGGAGAAAGAAAAGAAAGAGCCAGAGUUGGAGGAGGAUGAAGACGAGGAGCAAGAUAAAACAGAUCCAACUUUGCCUAAUUCCAAGUCAGCCAAAAUUCAAACAAAAAAACCCAAGGCAAGAGGAUUGGGGGUUGGGAGUGAUGUCGGUGGAGCAGAUGGACAAGAUGGGACCCUGAAAAGGAGAACAACAAAGAGACCUCUGUUAAACGAACCUGCACCUCCACCUGUGCCCAUAAUAGGAAGGAAAAAAGGGCAUGGAAAUUCAGGUCCUGAGCAGCCGGACCCUAAGAAAAAAUUUAAAGCUCCCCAAAGCAAAGCCCCAGUAAGCAGCCUAUCUGAAGAAAAAGAAGCUAGACUAGUGCCAGAAGUCCUGACCCCACCAGCUGCUCGUGGGGCCUGUCUUGUUGGGGGGGAAGAAGGGCCUGAACCCCAGGAUGCUGGAAGUGUCCCUUCUGAUGAUGGAGCCUCCAGUGACCUGGAUGUGGACCAGCUCAUGGAAGAUGUUGGAGAAGAGCUGGAGCAGAGGGAGGAGCCACAGCACAGAGCUCCACACACAGGGGAGCUCGCUGUGGCCUUCUGUGAGGAAUAGCUGUGGACUUGUGCCUCCUUCCUGCUGUGUCACUCCUUCCUGGGUGAAGAGCCUCUCAGGAUCCCCAAGAAGCUGAUAAGUGUUGGGGUUGUUCAUUGGCUGUGAGCUUACUUGGCUAAAGUCAGAGUUGUGCAGUUUAUGUUAAUAAACCAGGUUACUGGUUUACUUGGUU